Messenger RNA from Verruconis gallopava, 2170 nucleotides. RefSeq lists its product as uncharacterized. Bases 349 to 1686 code for a protein of 445 amino acids. Lineage: Eukaryota; Fungi; Ascomycota; Dothideomycetes; Venturiales; Sympoventuriaceae. The transcript has 2 exons. Gene Ontology annotation, molecular function: DNA binding. The record is from RefSeq and is a predicted model, not a curated record.
AUCUCUCUUGCCUCUGGCUGUCCACCUGGCCAUUCUCUGCCCACACGAUAACUCCCUUUCUAACCCUUUUUUUUUCACUCUUCGAUGCUCGCUGCAGGGAUACUGGUGUGUCUGAUUACCACCCCUACGUCCGUCUGCCUCUCUUCGGAUAAUCUCAUAUACGUUGGUGCCGGACUGGCGAACAUCAACCAUUCCUGCUCAAUGAUACACUCUGCGAUUCAUACUUGAAGCUAUAGACACAAGUAGUAUAAUUUAUUAUUCUCCUCUAUCCACCAUCUAUAAUACUGUCCCGUUGAGCUCGAAAGGCUCGGAACCCGUCCUCCGCGGAGAGGACACCGCACACCAAGCAUGGAGACAUACAACGGUCAUGUGCGAACACCCCAAGACGCCAUUAUCCUGUUCGAAGCGUGUCGGCUGGGACUAUUGCCGCGUGUCCAGCGACGACUGUCGGAGAAAGAACGAUCGCAAAUCAAGUCUGGCUCAGUCUUCGUGUGGGACGAGCGAGAAGCUGGCAUGAGGAGAUGGACGGACGGAAAAUCAUGGAGCGCAAGCAGGGUCUCUGGAAGUUUCCUCACGUAUCGCGAAAUGGAAGGCAAGCGUGGUAGCAACGGGUCGUUUCAGACGUCGGCUUCGCGGACGAAGUCAGGCGGAGCGAAGAGCUCGAAUGGCUCGCAAAACGGCGACUCCGACGAGGGCGACGAAGGCCCAGAUGGAUACAGAUACAAGCCCGACGGCUUGAUGAAGCAGUCUUUCAGUAUCACCACCCAAGAUGGGCGACAUCUUCACCUCAUCAGCUACUACAACCGAUCGCACGUUCCGCCGUUGAAAAGUCCCUCGACUGACCCGCAGCUGCGCAACAUCACUCCGCCCAAGGGCAUGUAUCCGGAGAAUGCGGUGAACGAGCCGACUACGAUGACUCCAAUCGGACGACCGCAGAUACCAGCAGGCUCGUAUCCGGUCCACCCACCUGCUGGCUUGGUUGUAGCAUAUCCAUGGCCACCCGGCUAUCCACCCCCGCCUGGAGCUAUCGCAUACCCGGCGCCAGCAUGGCCACCUAGCCCGUCGGCAACACCUCCUCACCAUUACACGUAUCCGCAUCCAGGAUAUGCACACGCAGCUUAUCCUCCGCCAUCGCUUGCGCACUUCUCGCAUCCAGGGCAACAUCCUUUGGAGCGACUGCCUCCUACGCCUCAGAAUUGCCUACCAACCCCGCAGUCUUCGACAAACAGCAACAGCCACUCAGCUCCAAGCGGUUGGCCUCCAGCUCGAAGUCCCGGAGCGCCACCGUAUCAACAUCCACCGCACCCGCCGCUCCAUCCCAUUCCGUACAGCUCCACACAACCGCCCAGUUCAGGUGCGACACUAGCACCGGUGAUGAGCAGUUUCCACAAACCUCCUUCACCCCCAGCAGUGAAUGCCACGAAGCCGUUCACAGAGCCACCGCCUCUCAAAGACAUCCCGGCAACGAACGACACGUCACCGGCGAACAAGAUAAUCCCCAGUAUCACGGCAUUGAUCAACGGCCCGCAAGAGGCUCGGGAUACGCCAGUGUCGCGGUCCGGCAGCAGGAGCCCGGGAAGGGUUACUCUCAAGGACGUACCGAAUGCAAUGACGGUGACAGGCUUGCAAAGGGAUAGGGGCGAUCUCAAGAAACUUGAUUCGCAACUGCUGAAGGGGAAGUCAUGAUUUCUGAAUUAUAUUAUCGCGUCAUAAUGAUACUUGAAGCCUCGUUCUCGACGUUGGGCCAGGAUUGAUGGCCGUGCUCGAGUCAAACGAGCAAGGAACAUCGAGAACUGAGCGGAGGACGCACAGGUUUUUUUGGGCAUUAGCGGGCGUAUCUUUAUCUUUGUUUUUAUUCGAUUUCUCUUAUGGGCCUAACUUCACAUUUGGGCGGUGCACUUCGGAUCACAUUUCAGCAUGAAGGGAGCAUGCGGUUCGGCGAUUGCCAAUGUAGCGACGAUGGUACUCUGGCAUGGCUAGCGAAUUUUAGUUUUAACACAAGCCGACGGGGCUUUUCACAUUUGCACACACACACACACACAUAUAUAUAUAUAUAUAUGUUUGUCAGGGCACCGAUUUUUCUAUGUUCAUACCGAGUCCCAGGGUUCAAUUGGUAAUGUACUCUCUGUUUUCGGAGAGAAUUGUCCCACACAGGUUCGAAGCCGAAGCG